Messenger RNA from Meloidogyne enterolobii, 753 nucleotides. The record is from the annotation of a GenBank genome assembly. Lineage: Eukaryota; Metazoa; Nematoda; Chromadorea; Rhabditida; Meloidogynidae.
AUGGAAUCUAUUUCAUCAAUUAAAGCUCUAAUUUUGUCUGGUGGACGUGAAUCUUUUGCUAGAUAUCCAAAAUGGGCCCAAACAUUCGAAAAUGAAAUUAAAUUUGAAUUUAAAACGCAUCAAUCAAACGCAAUAAUUCUUUAUACUGAUGAUGGAGCAAUAAAUCACAAUUUCCUUAUAAUUAGUAUACUUGAGAGUUAUAUUCUCGUUGAAUUCAGAAUUGGAGAAAUUGAAACUAUUCCACCUAAAAGGCACAAUAUUUAUUUGAUGGAAACUAAAGUAGAUGAUGGAAAGUGGCAUUAUUUUACUUUAUUUCAAGCUUGGGAGAAUAUUAAAAUUCAACUUGACGACGAAAUUGUAUUUUGUUUAUUAGACAAACAAAAAAGUUUUAUGCUUGGAAAUAUUCGAACAAAUUCUGAUAUUUUUGUUGGUGGCAUACCUAAAGAUGUCGAAAAACUCAGCGUUCCAUUAAGAAGAUAUUCUAAAAGAUUUGCUGGCUUGAUUCGUAAUUUAAUGUAUAGAAUAUAUCCACAAGGAAUGGCUGCACCUUUAAUGAUUGACUCUUUUGGUACUCGAAAAACUGACGAUAAUUAUUGUUUGAAAGAACACAAUUCAAAGCAUAUCAAAUCAAAAGAUGAAAAUAACUUUUGUUUAAAUUCUGGAUUGUGUUAUAGUGCAAAUAAUGGUCCUCGUUGUGAUUGUUUUUAUUCAGAUUAUGAAGGGAGAAGAUGUGAAAUUAGUGAGGGAAUUUAA